Messenger RNA from Dimorphilus gyrociliatus, 1647 nucleotides. Lineage: Eukaryota; Metazoa; Annelida; Polychaeta; Dinophilidae. The record is from the annotation of a GenBank genome assembly.
GCGCUUAGAAACAAAAUGGCGGCUGAUACAAAUAAUCCUAGUUUAAAUUCCUCAAAGUAAACACUACUGCCUUAAUCCGAAAUCAAUUAGCAUUUUCAAGUUAAGGAUUUAACGAGUCUCUUCUCCGCUAUUGACCGAGUUCAUCAUCUUUUAGUUUGUAUGAUUUUAACAAGAUUCUGGGAAAAGUUCUUAAAAAAAGAACGAAACCUUCCGUAAGAAAUUAUAAUCGAUUUGUAUCGAUAUUGGAAGUGAUUUGUUUGACAGGUACGAUUAACGGCUAUUACAAAGCUUUAAAUCGAUUUGUUUUAACAAAAUGAUAUGGAUUUGUAGAUGGAGUCCGCCGUAAGAGGUCCUUUGAUAGUUAGUCACAAAAACGAUUUUGGUCAUGCCCAAGAGAUGCAAAGACCAAGAACCCAACCCAAUGCUAAAAGGUCCUCGCCUCAAAGAGCAUUCGUUAAAAGUGCCAUUUCGAAUGCAAAUAGGCCUAGUACCGUUAUAGGCGUCUCUAGAGCGGAUUGUGAAAGGGUAAGACAAGUGCAACAGGAGCCGACACGAUGUCACAAGUUUGAAAAUCACCUUGGUAUAAGGAAGUCAAAAAAGAAUGUUUGGAGGACUCAGGAGCCGUCUAUGACGCCCUCUGUUGUCUGUCCGGGAUACUUAUUUGCAAGAAAUAAAAGUAAAAUAGAAGUAACAAUAAAUCCGGAACAAUUUUUCGAUAGGGACAGCAUUCAAAAUAACAGCUUCUCUCCAGAGAUGAAAUCGGAUAGAGAAAGCCAAAAUAAAAGGAAGAAAGGUGAUCACAACCCAAAAAUCAAACGCUUUUAUAAAUCCCACCCAUCUGCUAGAAAAAAUCUUCGUCCUAAAAGUAGUAGAAACACUCCUAAACUUCCAAAUACCGCCAAUCCCCUAAUCCGGUCCGCCUGUCCCAAUCAAAACUAUGAAGAGCUCUUAUCGAAAUUGGGUCAAUUAGACGCUAGUUUGCAAUCGAAGAGUGACAGGAGGAGAUCGAUAAAUUUGUACUCGGUCAAUUCUUUACCCGUUCUAGAUGAAGGUAGUGAAGACGACAGUCGAUCUUAUACUCCAAACAUACGUGUUGUUGUUACCCCCAUUGAAAAGAAAAAGCUUCAGAAUCCUAUAUCUUCGAUAACGCCUUCUAUAUCAGAUAUUCGAAGCCCGAGAGAAGGUUUUUAUCAAGAACAUCAAACUCGACCUGGUAGUAUUGGAUCAGAAAGCAUUGGUGAUAUAACUCCAAACGUCAGCGAUGUUGAUGAUGACGACGAAACUUUUUUACCCAAGUCUGUAACACCAGCCCAAAUUUUCGUUGUUCCUCUAGAUAGGAGAUCUUUGAGUGAAGCAUCUAAUGACCGAAAGAGAGAGAGACUUGAAAGAAAUUUUGGAAUCAGCAGUGGAAGACCAGCAUCUAGUAGAAAAGUUCAGUCUGGAGUAAAAAGAUCACCCGCUCCUGGCAGAAAGCUUCGUAAUAGAAGUCUCUCAGUACCAGAUAUCGUUGUUUCGGAUACGGAUGACGAUUCAACAACAGUUAUGAAGUUACGAACAGGACUAGAUACAGAGCCACCAAUUUUAGCACGAGAGCGAGGUGGAAGAUCAUCACUAACUGUUCCUCAAAAUUUCCCUUUCCAAAAUUGA